CACUAUAGUCGUUCGUUGUUUGUCUCGAACGAUGAUGUCAAUAAGCACUUUGUGAUAAGGCUUGUUUUUUUGCUUUCCACUUGUAAGGAAUCACUCUUGCACACCAAAAAAUGGCAUUCCCUGAGCAAAUUGACGACCCGCCCCUGAAGCACCUUUUCGACGUAAGCGAGGGUGCUGGCUUGGAGCAGGAGGGUGUCAUCCGACUGACUGCUGGCGCGCCGGGGCCCUCCCUGUUGCAAGCAUGCUCUGAGGUUUUCAAGCAAGCCUGGGCGCGCACUUUGGAAAAGUGUAAUGACGUGAAUGUUUUUCAAUAUGGUAUUGCUGCUGGCUCAUGGGAAUUCAGAGAAGAACUUUCGAAAUUUCUUACUGAAAGCUAUGGUGAGAGUGUUCGCAGGUCUGACCUGAUUUUGACAUGUGGAGCAACACAUGGCUUGCAAAUUAUUUUGAACACGCUGCUGGCGCCAGGUGGGAUGAUUUUUGUGGAGAACGCUACCUACAUGAUUGCUCUUGACGUUUUUAAAGAAUUUCCAUCGUCCUCGAUAGAAUCUGUUGAAUUGGACGCAAACGGAAUAGAUCCUGAAGAUUUUGAGAAAAAGAUCAUGCAAUGGAAAAAUGCAAAAAAUUGGAUCACUUCAGAAGAAAAGCCGUUUUGGGCGAUGUUGUACUGCAUUCCAGCGUUUCAAAAUCCUACAGGCACUAGCUUGAGUCACACGCGGUGUCUCCGCUUAAUUGAACUUGCAAGAAAGCACGAUGUGCUCAUCCUCUGCGAUGACGUUUACAAUUUAUUAGCCCAUAAUAAUCCACCAAGGCGCCUUUUUGCUUACGACAGGCCUGACGUGUACACUUUCGGUGGACACGUCAUAUCUAACGGCACUUUUUCCAAAAUUCUAACGCCUGGAGUCCGAAUUGGCUGGUUGGAAGUACCACCAAGAAUCGCUGAGAGACUGAGAAAAUCGGGCAUUUUGCGAAGCAGUGGCUCUGUGAACCAUUUUAUGUCAGCAGUUGUGACCUCAAUAAUGGAAAUGGGCUUACAGAAACAACACCUUGAAUUAUUACGCUCGACCUUCAAGGAGAGAAUGCUAUCCCUAAUGGAAGUGCUUGGCGAAAAUUUGCCCAAGAGCUGCACAUUCCACAGAUCCGAAGGAGGAUACUACAUUUGGCUGGAGCUUCCUGAAGGAACUGAUGCAGCAGACUUCUGCAACUUCAGUGCUGAGCACUUCAAAGCCACUGCUUAUGCUGGGAAAUACUUUUCAAAAUCUAAAACCAGCUGCAUGAGACUAGCAGUGGCCUACCAUGUGAAAGAUGACUUAAAGAAAGCAGCUGAAUUGAUUUGUAAAGCACUGCAUGCGUACCUCAAAUAAAGUUCUUCAAUUUAACAAUAAAA
Molecule: messenger RNA, 1384 nt
Organism: Cloeon dipterum
Lineage: Eukaryota; Metazoa; Arthropoda; Insecta; Ephemeroptera; Baetidae
Exons: 7
Coding region: 111-1361 (416 amino acids)
Biological process (GO): biosynthetic process
Molecular function (GO): L-2-aminoadipate:2-oxoglutarate transaminase activity; pyridoxal phosphate binding
Source: RefSeq, a predicted model, not a curated record